AUGUAUUAUCAGGAGAAUUAUAGAAAAGCUCAUCAAUAUCUCAUCUAAAGACAAAAAUAAAUUGAUUUUCAACCAAAUAAAUUAAAUCAACCAUAGAUUAUUACUAUACGUAAAAUCUUAGAAGUAAUACGUUCAAAAGACAGAAGUAAUAGUUACUUAAAAUACAAAAAAACUACAGGAUAAGAAAAAAAAGAAGAAACUCAUUCACCAUAGAGGCUUAUUACUUCAAACUAAGAACCUAAAAAUCAUAAUCGAUCUAUUGUAUCUAAAUUAUUAAGAUUAAAUAAAAUCACUCGAAAUAAAACUUAAGUUACACCUAUUUAAUAUAAUUUUAUAGAUAGAAUUAUAGAGCCUACUAAAAAAAAAAUAGAAAUCUAAUCUGAAAGAAAUUCGCCUUUAAGAAUUCGAAAAAAUAUACCAUGUAUUGACUAUUAAAUGUCUACUUAAGUACUAGUUUCGGAUAAUCAGAAAUAAGUCAAUAACAAUAUGACUGAUAGACAAUUUUUCAUUUAGAAACCUAGACUUAUAGAAAAUAUUAAUUAAUAACAAGCUUAAAGUAAGAGUAUAUAGAAUUUUCUAUCUCAUCAUUAAAGUAUUCGUACAGAAUAAGCAAGUCCAUCUUUAAGGAGAUUAAAUAAAACUAGUUAUCAAUGUGAAUAAACAAAAAAUAAUACUAAUUAAAUUAAAAAUGAAAAUAUUGAUAAAUAGAUAUAAUUAAUUAGAAAAGUAAGUGGUUGGACUAUUUAAAGUUAAGAUAGUAUUUAAACACCAUUCUGA
Paramecium pentaurelia is the source of this 777-nucleotide messenger RNA. The record is from the annotation of a GenBank genome assembly. NCBI's taxonomy places the organism in Eukaryota, Ciliophora, Oligohymenophorea, Peniculida, Parameciidae.